ACGUGUCGCUAUUAUUUGCUAUUAUACACACAAUACAACGUAGAGAACAGGUCUAUUGACAGACGUUGUUGACAUUUUGUAUUAAUAUUACCGCGUUUAUUUAUAAGUUCAAUUUGUGAUAGUUAUGAGUUCUGAGAGUCCUGUAGCUAAACGACAGAAAAUGGAAGCAAGUUGUUCAGCCGAUAAACAGAAUAAGCAAGUGGCGACGAACGUGUACGAACAGGUUCAUCAUGUGAGCCGUGAUAAACGUGGGCAGGUGAUGGGAACCCGUGGCGGGUUCAGGGGUUGCACCGUAUGGUUUACAGGUCUAUCCGGUGCUGGAAAAACCACCAUUAGCUUUGCCCUGGAGGAGUAUCUUUGCCAUCGUGGUAUCCCAUCAUACUCAUUGGACGGAGACAAUCUCCGAAAAGGUUUGAAUAAGAACUUAGGCUUUACUCCAGAAGAUCGGGAGGAAAACAUUCGCCGUGUCAGUGAGGUGUCGAAGCUGUUUGCCGAUGGUGGUGUUGUCUGCUUGACUUCGUUCAUUAGCCCCUACGCAAAGGAUCGUGACCAAGCCCGAAAGGUCCAUGAAGACAAUGGUCUGAAGUUCUUUGAGAUCUUUGUGGAUACACCCUUGGAUGUUUGUGAGUCGAGAGAUGUGAAAGGCCUGUACAAGAAAGCCAGAGCUGGAAUUAUCAAAGGUUUCACUGGUAUUGACAGCAAGUACGAGGCCCCAGAGAAGCCAGAUAUUGUGUUGCAUGCUGGCAGAGAUGGCAUUGACACGUGUGUGCAAGAUGUUGUCAAGCUCCUACAGUCCCACGAGAUCAUUCCUGAAUCAGCAGUAGAGGCAGUGAAGGAAUUGUUUAUUCCAGCUGAUAGAGUUGAGGAAGCAAGACAAGAAGCCGAGUCACUACAAUGCCUCAAUAUCACUAAGUUGGACACCCAAUGGCUUCAAGUUCUCUCAGAAGGUUGGGCUUCACCACUGAAUGGUUUCAUGCGAGAGAGGGAGUACUUGCAGUGCCAGCAUUUUGGCUGUCUCCUGGAUGUUGGCAGCAAUAUGCUAACAAUUAAUGGAACAGUGGAAGCAUUGAAGAGGAAAGUGCAAAAUAUACGAGGGAUGACGAACCAGUCAAUUCCAAUUGUGCUACCAGUUAGUACAGAAGAUAAAGAACGUCUUGAGAAAACAGAGGCAUUUGCAUUGGCUUACGAAGGCAAGCGACUUGCUAUUCUGCGUACCCCAGAAUUUUACGAGCACCGCAAGGAGGAACGUUGUUGCAGACAGUGGGGAACCAACCAUCCAGACCACCCGUACAUUAAGAUGGUACAUGAAAGUGGUGAUUGGUUGGCCGGUGGUGACAUUGAAGUUCUGGAGAAAAUCACAUGGAACGAUGGUCUUGAGGAGUAUCGUUUGACUCCUAAUCAACUGCGUGCUAAAUUCCAUGAGAUCGGGGCUGAUGCUGUGUUCGCAUUCCAGCUUCGUAAUCCAAUCCACAAUGGACAUGCUCUGUUGAUGCAAGACACUAAAAGAACCCUGCUUGAAAGAGGUUAUAAGAAGCCUGUCCUUCUGUUACAUCCACUAGGUGGAUGGACAAAGGCUGAUGAUGUACCACUACAUAUUCGUAUGAAACAGCACCACGCAGUUAUGGAUGAGGGUGUGUUAGAUCCAAACACUACUGUGCUAGCAAUCUUCCCAUCUCCAAUGAUGUACGCAGGACCAACAGAAGUUCAGUGGCAUGCUAAGGCACGUAUGGCAACCGGUGCUAACUUCUACAUUGUAGGCCGUGAUCCCGCAGGCAUGCCUCAUCCAGACAAAACACGGGACUUGUACGAGCAUUCUCAUGGCAGAAAGGUUUUAACAAUGGCACCUGGUCUAACACAGCUUGAGAUCAUUCCAUUCAGAGUAGCUGCCUACAACACAAAGAAGAAGAGUAUGGACUUCUUUGACCCAGAAAAGAAAGAAGAUUUCGACUUUAUAUCAGGCACUAGAAUGCGUAAGAUUGCACGUGCCGGGGAAAACCCACCAUCUGGGUUCAUGGCUCCAAAAGCUUGGUCCGUACUCGUUGAAUACUACACAUCCCUUGCGAAGCAGUAGAUACAUCUCAAGCCUUCAAAAGGAAAUAUAUAUAUCUAGUAGCUUUCCCUUCAUACCAUGUUAAGAUAAUUCCUUAACAUUUGUUUUCAGUCAAACACAAAUAUUCAAUUCUUGUAGACAUAUAUUUUUAUCGCUGAUAUUAUUAUGCUUUAUAAAAUAUCAUUAAAUCAAAGAAUUACUUGUAGACAUGUAUCGCUGAUAUUAAUAUGCUUUAUAAAAUAUCAUUAGAUCAAAGAAUGACAAUAUUUUUAACUGUAUCAAGCAAGAUGAUAGUAAUUAUUGUACUGAUAUUGUUAGCCUUUCAUUCAACAAUUUGUAAUGAAAAUAUUCUCAAUGAAUUGUAUCAAUUCUGCACCAAAUUGCAGAUCUUCCGAAUAUGUAAAUGUAAUUCUAAGCCAAUAUGAUUUUUUUUUUUAAAUUAAAGAGUGUAAAUCAUUUUAAUGAAAUUAAUGUAUUAAUCUUAAAAUAUUUGCAAGAAAUGAGUAAUGUCUGUUAAUAUUAAUUUUCCUGGUGAGAUUUGUAUUUCUGUUCUGCAAUAAUUUUAACAAUUGUGGUGUUUUUUAUCCUAUUUUUAAUUAAUUUUAGUUGUCACUGUAUUCAUAUUUUGUUUUCAUUAAUAUGUGGACAUAAAUGUUCUUCCUUGGACCAUAUAAUAAAAAAAUAGCUUUAUGUCUGGACCAUGUUAUAAAGGCUUCAUCAGUUAAAUGUACGCAUUUGAAUGAGGCACUCAGGACCAUCGUAAUUCAGUAAGGCGUCGUAUUGGUAACGUCAAAGAAAUUAAAUAGGGCCUUUAUGAACAAUACAGGUAAUAAAUGAUUUUUACAUGGUGGAGUAGAUGUAAAGAAAUUAUAUUUGAAUGGAAUUGUUUAUACAGUACAUGCAAUAGAAUCAUGAAAAGUAUUUAAAAUUAUCUAAAAUCUAAGAAUGAUAAUAAAUUCUUUCUAUGUUGACCUAAUAA
Anneissia japonica is the source of this 3029-nucleotide messenger RNA. Its product is annotated as bifunctional 3'-phosphoadenosine 5'-phosphosulfate synthase-like. Lineage: Eukaryota; Metazoa; Echinodermata; Crinoidea; Comatulida; Comatulidae. Bases 125 to 2071 code for a protein of 648 amino acids. Gene Ontology annotation, molecular function: ATP binding; sulfate adenylyltransferase (ATP) activity; adenylylsulfate kinase activity. The record is from RefSeq and is a predicted model, not a curated record. The transcript has 12 exons. Gene Ontology annotation, biological process: sulfate assimilation; 3'-phosphoadenosine 5'-phosphosulfate biosynthetic process.